Molecule: messenger RNA, 479 nt
Organism: Coregonus clupeaformis (lake whitefish)
Lineage: Eukaryota; Metazoa; Chordata; Actinopteri; Salmoniformes; Salmonidae
Product: nuclear envelope phosphatase-regulatory subunit 1
Exons: 6
Coding region: 83-460 (125 amino acids)
Cellular component (GO): cytoplasm; Nem1-Spo7 phosphatase complex
Source: RefSeq, a predicted model, not a curated record
UCCACGUUAAGGUUUUGACUGGUUCCCCAUUGCCCAGGAGAACUAGCUAGCUAGCACAACCACCAGCCGGAGAGUGACAGCAAUGAAUUCCUUGGAACAAGCCGAAGACCUAAAAGCUUUUGAGAGAAGAUUGACAGAAUACGUCUCCUGUUUGCAACCUGCAACAGGGAGGUGGCGAAUGAUUCUAAUAGUGGUCUCUGUUUGUACGGCGACUGGAGCCUGGAACUGGUUGAUAGACCCUGACACACAGAAGGUUUCUUUCUUCUCAUCAUUGUGGAACCAUCCAUUCUUCACCAUCAGCUGCAUCACUUUGAUCGCUCUGUUCUUUGCUGGAAUACACAAACGAGUCGUUGCACCAUCAAUUAUUGCAGCUCGCUGUCGGACGGUUUUAGCAGAAUACAACAUGUCCUGCGAUGAUACAGGGAAAUUAAUUCUCAAACCACGGCCACACAUCCAAUGACCACUAACUCUGGGGGGGG